This is a messenger RNA of Drosophila serrata, 3636 nucleotides long. It is a transcript of the gene bi, whose product is annotated as T-box transcription factor bifid. The record is from RefSeq and is a predicted model, not a curated record. NCBI's taxonomy places the organism in Eukaryota, Metazoa, Arthropoda, Insecta, Diptera, Drosophilidae. Gene Ontology annotation, biological process: positive regulation of DNA-templated transcription; regulation of transcription by RNA polymerase II; cell fate specification. Gene Ontology annotation, cellular component: nucleus; chromatin. Gene Ontology annotation, molecular function: RNA polymerase II cis-regulatory region sequence-specific DNA binding; DNA-binding transcription factor activity, RNA polymerase II-specific.
UAUAUAUAUAUAGAUAUAAGUUGGAUUCUGCAUGACGCACCUCUCUGUGUAGAACGGUUAUGUGAUGAGAUACGACGUCCAGGAGCUGCUACUUCAUCAGUCUGCUGAGGAUCCAUUCGCCAGGUUCGCCAAUGGGAUGGCAUAUCAUCCAUUUCUGCAGCUAACGCAACGGCCCACUGACUUCAGCGUUUCCUCGCUGUUGACGGCGGGUAACAACAACACCAACACCAACAGCGGCAACAACACCAACAAUUCAAGCGGUACCAGCGCCACGCCCAGCGGUACCAACAAUAAUAAUAAUAAUAAUAUUAGCAGCAACGCCCACGUAUCACCAACGGGUGGUGGUGGUCAGCUAUCGCCGCAGAGUAACCACAGCAGCAGCAACACCACCACCAACACCAACACUAGCAGCAGCAAUUCCAACAGCAACAACAACAACAAUAAUAACACCACAAAUAACAACAACAAUAAUAAUAAUAACCACACAAAUAAUAAUAAUACGAAUAACAGCAAACAAGGAGGAGGAGGAUCGGCAGGAGCAGGAGCAGGACACCAUUUAAGCAGCGACGAGACACCUUCGCCAGCUGGCAGUCCUGGCCUAGUGCCGCCACCGCCUGCCGCCCAUCCGCAACAGCCGCCGCCGCCACCACAGCAUCAGCAUCAUCCGCAGCAGCAUCCCGCGCAUCCCGCUCAUCACUCGCCCAGUACGGGUGCAGUUGCUCCACCGCCGCCACCACAGCAGCAGCAUCUCCAGCAACAGCAACAACAACAACAGCCGCCGCCACCGCCACCGUAUUUCCCGGCAGCGGCACUGGCCGCUUUAGCCGGCAGCCCAGCUGGUCCACAUCCCGGGUUAUAUCCCGGCGCUGGACUCCGAUUUCCGCCGCAUCAUCCGGCCGCCCAUCCGCACGCCCAUCAUCCGCUGGGCAGCGCAUAUACCACCGCCGAGGACGUGGUGCUCGCAUCGGCCGUCGCCCAUCAGCUGCAUCCGGCUAUGCGACCGCUGCGGGCACUACAGCCGGAGGACGAUGGCGUCGUCGAUGAUCCCAAGGUGACGCUGGAGGGCAAGGAUCUAUGGGAAAAGUUUCACAAGCUGGGCACGGAAAUGGUCAUCACCAAGAGCGGCAGACAAAUGUUUCCGCAAAUGAAAUUUCGUGUUUCGGGACUGGAUGCCAAGGCUAAAUAUAUCCUGCUACUGGACAUUGUGGCGGCGGAUGAUUAUCGUUACAAAUUUCAUAAUAGUCGCUGGAUGGUGGCUGGUAAAGCGGAUCCCGAGAUGCCAAAACGCAUGUAUAUCCAUCCAGAUUCACCCACAACGGGUGAGCAAUGGAUGCAGAAAGUUGUUUCAUUUCACAAAUUAAAAUUGACCAACAAUAUUAGUGAUAAACAUGGAUUUGUAAGUACUACCAUCCUGAACUCGAUGCACAAGUACCAGCCGCGAUUCCACCUGGUGCGAGCCAAUGACAUCCUCAAGCUGCCGUACUCCACGUUUCGCACGUACGUCUUCAAGGAGACGGAGUUCAUUGCCGUGACUGCAUAUCAGAAUGAGAAGAUAACUCAAUUGAAAAUCGAUAACAAUCCCUUUGCAAAGGGCUUUCGUGAUACUGGUGCUGGCAAGCGGGAAAAGAAGCAGGCGCUAAUGUCGAACCGAGGGUCCGAUUCGGACAAACUGAAUCCGACGCAUGUGAGCAGCUCCCGUGCACCGCUACACCUGGGCCAUGCCGGUCGUCCGCCCCACCUGCAUCCGCAUGCAGCGCUGCUGGACAACCAGCAGGAUGAUGAGGACAAACUGUUGGAUGUGGUUGGACCGCCACAGAGUCCGCUCCUGCCGCUCAGCCAUUCGCUACAGCAAAUGCAUGCCCAUCAGCACUCGGCACUUGCCGCCUGGUUUAAUCACCUGGCUGGAGCUGGAGCCGGUGCUAGUGAACAUGCCGCUGCCGCUGCGGCAAAUGCCAGUGCGGAGGAGGCUCUAAGGAGACGCCUGCAGGCAGAUGCCGAUGUGGAGCGCGAUGGCAGCGAUUCAAGCUGCUCGGAAAGCGUCGGCGGGAGCACCGGCGGUGCCUUUCGGCCCACCUCGACGGGCAGUCCCAAGGAGGCGGUGGGUGCCGCAGCAGCAGCGGCGGCAGCAGCUGCUGGCCUAAAUCCCGGUGGCGGUGGCGGCGGUAGCUAUCCAUCACCGAAUAUCUCGGUGGGUCCGCCCAUACAUCCGUCGCCGCACCUGUUGCCUUACCUGUAUCCGCACGGCCUUUAUCCGCCGCCGCAUCUCGGUCUGCUGCACAAUCCGGCCGCGGCGGCAGCAAUGAGUCCGGCUGGACUCAAUCCCGGCCUGCUUUUCAAUGCCCAACUGGCUCUGGCCGCCCAACAUCCGGCACUCUUUGGACAUGCCUAUGCAGCGGCGGGACAUACGCCAGUUUCGCCACUUCAGGGCCUAAAGAGUCAUCGCUUUUCGCCGUACAGUUUGCCGGGUAGCCUGGGCUCGGCCUUUGAUGCCGUCACACCGGGCUCGAAUGCCAAUCGAUCGGGCGAGGGAGGAGCACCACCGGCCCAGGGUAUGGAACCGCGAAGUCUUAGCUCUAGCCCAAGACCUAGGCCAGCGUCCCAUUCGCCCCCCACGCGUCCCAUUUCAAUGUCACCCACCACGCCGCCCUCGCUGAUGAAGCAGCAACGUGGCGCAUCGCAAGCCCAGAACUCCCCCUCGGAGCUGAAGAGCAUGGAGAAGAUGGUCAAUGGGCUGGAGGUGCAGCAUAAUGGCAGUGCAGCUGCCGCAGCAGCAGCAGCAGCUGCAGCGGCACUACAGCUGGCUGAGGAGGCGGCCCAUCAUCACACCCAGGCACAUCAUCACCACCAACAGCAGCAACAGCAACAGCAGCAGCACCCGCAUCCGCACCAGCAUCAGCAUCCACAUUCGCAUCACUCGCAUCCGCAUCAUGGCACCACGGCGGGCGGUACGGAUCAGUGACAAUUACUGGACGGCCGCUCCGAUUGUGAUGAUGGAGGCGGCGGCGGAGGAGGAGGAGGAGGCGGUGGUCUGGAGUUAGAGCUCGACCUCGAAGAGGAUAUCGAUGAGCAGGAGGAUGCCGACCAAGAUCCCGAUGAGGAUCGUAGCUCGGUAAUUGAUCUUGAUCUGGAUGUUGACGUCUGACCGGGACAAGGUCAGCGCCUCAGCCUCUAGCCCCUCAUCGAUCAUUGCCCGCCACCGCCGCCGGCGUCCCAUCACCAACCUGUGCUGGUGGUCGUCUAAGCUGAGAGUGAACCCCCAACCCCCCCUCCCGGACUGUAAAUAGCUGGCGGACAUUUUCCCGGAGAAAGCUGGAUUAGCGCCUAACAUUUGUAGUAUAUAUGUUAUAUAUAUAUUUAUCAGUUUUGCUGGGCCCAAAGACAGCGGUUAAAGUAUGGUCUUUUUUCUUUUCCUAACCUCUCUCAAUUCUAUAUAGAAUUCCGCAAAUGUCUUUGGAGUCCUUAGCAAGGCUACACUGAGAGAAAUAAGGGGUUAACCAGGGGCAGAAAAGUCAAGAGAAAGAGAGAGCGAGGAGGGGUAGUUGCAAACGGUAUAAACUUGUAUUUCUUCGGAAAUCGGAAAGUGUUUAAGGAUAACUUUCCCUCACACACAAAUUUAUAUAUACAUAUAUAUAUAUA